Colletotrichum phormii is the source of this 1113-nucleotide messenger RNA. RefSeq lists its product as uncharacterized. NCBI's taxonomy places the organism in Eukaryota, Fungi, Ascomycota, Sordariomycetes, Glomerellales, Glomerellaceae. The record is from RefSeq and is a predicted model, not a curated record. Bases 1 to 1113 code for a protein of 370 amino acids. The transcript is spliced from 2 exons.
AUGAGCUCGGCGGUUCCCACGACUUACAGCAACCGCCCCAGAACGCGGCAACGACUCCCCAAAGCACCUCCCACCCUAGACGUGCCAAACAUUGACGAAGACGCACCGGAGAGGAAGCGGAUGUUGAACGUCCUGGCCCAGCGCAGAUACCGCGAACGCAAGAAACAAGACCGCCUCGCCAAGGAGAAGAGGCGCGCUGACGGCCCAGAACGCCGGGUGUCUGAGACAUGCGUCGACCACGGCGGCUCUCCUCCUCCGGCAGCAGCCGCUGCUGCUGCUGCUGCUCCUGAUGCCAUUGACCCGAUUGACUCGAUUGCAGACCGCCGCCUUUCGGUGAACGCUGAUCCGGAUAACGGCGCUACUGUGGGAUUCAAUCUGGACGCAUCUGCGGCGUGGCCAGCCGAUCUCUCAGACGACAGCUCGAUAUCGGAGCUGCUGUACGGUACUAACCCACCAAUGUUCAACAACAACAACCCAGACGGCGGCGAGACCGCAAUGGCGGUCCUGCCCAGCCCGCCUUCAACCAUCGACCCAGCGUCCCUCAUGGACAGCGGCGCAUCGCUCUCGCUGCCAGAGUUCCCCGAUAGCUACCUCCUGCCCCUGAGCGAUCUGAAGCUUCUCACAGGACUACUGCGUGUAGCCACGCGCCUGGGCUCCGAGUCCGUAAUGUGGGAUCCUUUGGCGACGUCGCCGUUCGCCCUGGGCACGGGCACGCCGGUCGAGCAGCUGCCCGCGACGUGGAAGCCGACGGCGGCGCAGGUUCUGGUGCCUCACCACCCCAUCAUGGACUUCCUCCCCUGGCCCGACGUCCGCGAUCGGAUUAUCAACCUGUUCAGUCUCCCCGACGGGGCGAGGCCGCCUGCGGCCCGAGGGCAGCUGGGCUUGGUGAACUUUGCGUACGACUUGGAGGAUUCCAGCGAAGGGGCGCGGAUCUGGGGCGGGGACCCGUAUGAUGCGUCGUGCUGGGAGGUCGGUCAGGUUCUGUUUGAGAGGUGGUGGUUCUUGUUUGAUAGGAGUGUUAUUGCGCAGAGCAAUAGGUGGCGGUCGUUGAGGGGUGCUGAGGCGUUGCAGAUGCGGCCGGGCAGUGUGGUUGAUUUGGGUGAUGCCGUUUAG